Messenger RNA from Acipenser ruthenus (sterlet), 919 nucleotides. RefSeq names its product trypsin-like. Lineage: Eukaryota; Metazoa; Chordata; Actinopteri; Acipenseriformes; Acipenseridae. Gene Ontology annotation, molecular function: serine-type endopeptidase activity. Bases 63 to 806 code for a protein of 247 amino acids. The transcript is spliced from 5 exons. The record is from RefSeq and is a predicted model, not a curated record. Gene Ontology annotation, biological process: proteolysis.
GACGGGUCAGGCCAUCUCUGAAGAAGAAAAAGGAGAAGAACGAAAAGAACAAGAGGAGGAAGAUGAGAUCUCUUAUUGCAUUGAUGAUUUUUGGAGUGGCCGUGGUGGCUGCGUUGCCCGGCGAGCGGAUCGUUGGCGGGUACGAGUGCAGACCCAACUCCAAGCCCUACCAGGCCUCCCUGAACUACGGGUACCACUUCUGUGGGGGGGUCCUGAUUAACGACCGCUGGGUGCUCUCCGUCGCCCACUGCUGGUACAACCCCUACGCCAUGCAGAUUGUCCUGGGGGAGCACAACCUGCGCAUCGUGGAGGGCACGGAGCAGGUGAUGAAGACGGAUAACAUCGUGUGGCACCCCAGCUACGACUACCAGACCCUGGACUACGACAUCAUGCUGAUCAAGCUGUUCCACACCGUCACCGUCAACAGCUUUGUGCGGCCGAUCAGCCUGCCCCGUGGCUGCCCCACUGCCGGGAUGGACUGCUCAGUGUCCGGCUGGGGCAACACACUCUCCAGCGGGGUGUACCUGCCCCUCACCCUGCAGUGUCUGGACCUGCCCAUCCUGAGCGAUGCUGACUGCGAGGGCUCCUACCCUGGCAUGAUCUCUACAAAUAUGGUGUGUGCCGGCUUCCUGGAGGGGGGGAAGAGCCCCUGCAAUGGUGACUCGGGGAGCCCCCUGGUCUGCAAUAACGAGGUGCAUGGCCUGGUCUCCUGGGGGAACGGCUGUGCCCAGAAGAACCACCCUGUGGUCCACACCAAGAUCUGCUCCUUUCUGCCCUGGAUCCAGAGCACCAUGGAGCUGAAUUGAGAAGGAGUGCGGGGUGAGGGGGGCGCAGCGUGCACGCACAGAGCCCGGCUUUCUACAAGAGGGUUAUUUGAAAACUCACUCAUCUGAUGUGAUGGUAGAGAAUCAAACAAAUA